UCACACAGACAGGCAGACACACAGGGCUCAGGGCCUUUGAAUGGACCCUGCCCCCUCCCCUCCCACCACCCAGAGCUGUCUGUGCUAAUUCUCCAGGCUUCAGCCUGUUUCUUAGCCUGGGAUCUGUGCAGCAUUGAGGGACCCACAAAUCAACCUUGAGACUUUUGGCCCAGCCGGCCCUACCAUGACAAAGGAGUAUCAAGAUCUUCAGCAUCUGGACAACGAGGAGAAUGACCAUCAGCACAGAAAAAGGCCGCCUCCUCCUCAUUCAUUCAGUCGGCGUAUCUGCACCGGACCCAGCCUCCUCCUGGUCUCCAUGGGCCUUAGCCUCCUGCUGCUAGUGGUUCUCUGUGUGAUCGGAUCCCAGAACUCCAAGCUGCAGGAAGAGCUCCGGGCCCUGAGAGAGACCUUCAGCAACCUCACAGUGAGCACAGAGGCCAAGGUCAAGGCCCUGAGCGUUCAGGGAGGAAAUGUGGGCAGAAAGAUGAAGUCCCUGGAGUCCCAGCUGGAGAGACAGCAGCAGGAACUGAAUGCAGAUCACUCCAGCUUGCUGCUCCACGUGAAGCAGUUUGUGUCUGACCUGCGAAGCCUGAGCUGUCAGAUGUCUGUCCUCCAGGGCAAUGGCUCUGAAAAGGCCUGCUGCCCAGUGAACUGGAUGGAUUAUGAAGGCAGCUGCUACUGGUUCUCUCGCUCCGGGAAGCCCUGGCCGGAGGCUGAGAAGUACUGCCAGUUAGAGAACGCCCACCUAGUGGUGGUGGGCUCCUGGGAGGAGCAGAAAUUUAUCCAGCACCACAUGGGCCCUGUAAAUACCUGGAUAGGCCUCACGGAUGAAAAUGGGCCCUGGAAAUGGGUGGACGGGACGGACUACGAGACAGGCUUCAAGAACUGGGCGCCAGAGCAGCCAGACGACUGGUACGGGCACGGGCUCGGAGGGGGUGAGGACUGUGCCCACUUCACGGAGGACGGCCGCUGGAAUGAUGACGUCUGCCCGAGGCCCUACCGCUGGGUCUGUGAGGCCCCACGGGACAGAGGCGAUGACAGCUAAGAGCCUCCUCUCCCCUAAUUUAUUUCCUCAAUGCCUUUACCUGACGUAGGGGUCCUGGUUAGGGGCCCUUCUAUCUGGGGGCUUCUGGAUUUUCAUCUAAGAUUUUAGAGGAAAGGGGGAAGGAUGGUGUCUGAGGAAUGUAGAAUGAUGUUUAGAGGGGCGAGGAGAUUGAAACCCAUGCUGCUUUCUAUAGUUUGCAGGUUAUUAUUGUCAACUGGAUUUUUUUUAGAGUAAAAAGAAGAGAAAUACACAAAACAUUGAGUUGUCUGCUUGCUGGGGGUUAGGAAUCGGGAGUGGGCUGGUCAGCACUAGGAAGUCUUGGGCAGGCAAUGGGUCAUCCUGAGAACUGUCUGCACUUUGGGCCAAGAGGCCUGGAUUUGUUUUCUACAGGUAUACAAUUUAGGGCAAGCUAGUCUGCUUUCUGUGUUUCAGCUGUAAAAUAGCAUUAUUAAUGGUUUGUUACUGAACUCAGGUUUGGUUGCUCAUCUCUCAAGAAUACAGUACUGAGAGAUGAGUAAAAGGAACUAUGGCUUUAUUGUGGAAGUUGGCAAUCUAGGGAAGAAGAUGACUCAUAUCCCAAAAAAUCAACUCCUCCUUGCCAAUCAAGGGGCAAGAGGUUUUAAAGGGGAGUUUCAUGGGUACAUAGGUGGGGCAGGAGUUCUGUGCAUAACAACAGAGUUAGCUCUGACAAUCAUCUAUAAACUGGUCAUGCAGUGGU
Molecule: messenger RNA, 1763 nt
Organism: Cervus elaphus (red deer)
Lineage: Eukaryota; Metazoa; Chordata; Mammalia; Artiodactyla; Cervidae
Gene: ASGR1
Product: asialoglycoprotein receptor 1
Exons: 9
Coding region: 185-1045 (286 amino acids)
Molecular function (GO): signaling receptor activity
Source: RefSeq, a predicted model, not a curated record